Messenger RNA from Colletotrichum lupini, 801 nucleotides. RefSeq lists its product as uncharacterized. Bases 1 to 801 code for a protein of 266 amino acids. The transcript is spliced from 7 exons. The record is from RefSeq and is a predicted model, not a curated record. NCBI's taxonomy places the organism in Eukaryota, Fungi, Ascomycota, Sordariomycetes, Glomerellales, Glomerellaceae.
AUGGGUGGGGGUAGUAGUGCCAGCUUCUCACACCACAAGACGGGAAGCAAUGACACCUAUUUACCGGAUGAUUGGGUGGCAUCUUCUGCUUGGCCUGCCGUUUUGACAGCUCCGAGCUCGUGUAGCCACAUUUUUCGUGUAGGCGAAGGGAGGGAGGGCGAUCCGGACCAUUCGAUCCUGGACUCGAUGGGUCGCGAUCAUUGGCUUAGCCAACGUGCUCUUUACUCACUUUCGUCUUCAGUGAAUUGCCUUGACUUUACUGCUUUGAUUGAGCAAGAGGCCCAUCAUAAUCAUUGGACUCUCACUGACUUCUUACUUGGACUUGGAGCUUCUCUGCUGAUGACGAUUCUAAUGUCAAGUCUCACGUCGACUAGCACAGACCCGAAUAUCUACAGCUGGACUGGGCCUACGGACUACGAUGAAAAUCUUCAGUUUCGUUUUCUCGCGAUACCCGCAGCCCCAAAGCCACUGCCGUCCUUCCGUGAAUCGGGUCCCAGCUUAGGCUUUAUCUUCCCUCACCCGCGCUCCCGACCUCAACCACACCGAUCCAAGGAUAUCCAAGGAUCACCAUCGGAAGGGUGGCCGAGUUGGUUAUGGCGCCAGGUUAAGGUCAGCUUAACAUGUGUUUCUUGGUGGGGCAACCCGCGCGAGUUCGAGUCUCGUCCCUUUCAUUUUCGUGUUUUUGAUGGCGGUGACAAUCACAGCUGUAUGACCAUUGAGCUACCGAAAUCCUGCGCUCAGAUGAGCACAAGGCUCUCUAUCACAGGAAGAAUAUUCAUGAACAUAUCACUGAUCUCAUAA